This is a messenger RNA of Peromyscus maniculatus bairdii (prairie deer mouse), 4377 nucleotides long. It is a transcript of the gene Casp9, whose product is annotated as caspase 9. Gene Ontology annotation, biological process: regulation of apoptotic process; proteolysis. NCBI's taxonomy places the organism in Eukaryota, Metazoa, Chordata, Mammalia, Rodentia, Cricetidae. Gene Ontology annotation, molecular function: cysteine-type endopeptidase activity. The record is from RefSeq and is a predicted model, not a curated record.
AGUGGGCGCAAGGGACGGGCCUUGGGGCCGGGCGGCGCCUCGUAGAUGAGUCUCAGUGACCGCUGGCCCUCAAGUCCUCCUCCGGCCGGGAUCCCUUGCUAGAGCGAUAUGGGGCGGAGCGUGGGGGUAGGGGCGGAGCGUGGGGGCGGGGGCGGGACCCAAGGGCCGGAAGCGGACGGAACCCGGGGUACCGUAAUCGGCCCGCCAUGGACGAAGCGGACCGGCAGCUCCUGCGGCGAUGUCGGAUGCACCUAGUGGGCGAGCUGCAGGUCGCCGAGAUCUGGGACGCUCUGCUGAGUCGAGAGCUCUUCACUCGGGACAUGAUCGAGGAUAUCCAGCGGGCAGGCUCUGGGUCUCGGCGGGAUCAGGCCAGGCAGCUGGUCACAGAUCUUGAGACCCGAGGGAGGCAGGCCCUCCCUCUCUUCAUCUCCUGCUUAGAGGACACAGGCCAAGACACCCUGGCUUCACUCUUGCGAACCAGUCGGCAAGCAGCCAAGCAGAUUCCAGAGGCAGUUAAACCCCUAGACCACCUGGUACCUGUGGUCCUGGGGCCCAUGGGGCUCAAGCCAAAGGAGCAGAGAGUAGUGAAGCCGGACCCAUCGCCGCCUGCCCUGGGAAACCUCACCCCAGUAGUGCUGGGGCCGGAAGAGCUCUGGCCUGCUCGGCUCAGGCCAGAGGUUCUCAGACCAGAAACGCCCAGGCCAGUGGACAGUGGUUCUGGCAGAACUCAUGAUGUCUGUGCUCCAGAGCAGAUCAAGGGUCAUACAGCUAUGGCAUACACCAUGGAUGCGGACCCCUGUGGCCACUGCCUCAUCAUCAACAAUGUGAACUUCUGCCCUUCCUCGGGGCUCAGCACACGCACCGGCUCCAGUGUGGACUGUGAGAGGCUUCAGCACCGCUUCCGCUGGCUGCAUUUCAUGGUGGAGGUGAAGAACGACCUGACUGCCAAGAAAAUGGUCGCGGCCUUGGUGGAGAUGGCACAGCGGGACCACCAUGCCCUGGACUGCUUUGUGGUGGUCAUCCUCUCUCAUGGCUGCCAGGCCAGCCACCUGCAGUUCCCGGGUGCCGUCUAUGGCACAGAUGGAUGCUCCGUGUCCAUAGAGAAAAUUGUGAACAUCUUCAAUGGGACUGGCUGCCCCAGCCUGGGCGGGAAACCAAAGUUGUUCUUCAUCCAGGCCUGUGGUGGCGAGCAGAAAGACCAUGGCUUUCAGGUGGCCUGCCCUUCCUCUCAAGGUGGCGCCUUUGACAGCGACUCUGAGCCAGACGCUGUCCCGUACCAGGAAGGCCCAAGGACCUCUGACCAGCUGGACGCUGUGUCAAGUUUGCCCACCCCCAGUGACAUCCUCGUAUCCUAUUCCACCUUUCCAGGGUUUGUCUCCUGGAGGGACAAGAAGAGUGGCUCCUGGUACAUUGAGACCUUGGACGGCGUCCUGGAGCAGUGGGCGCGCUCUGAAGACCUGCUGUCCCUCCUCCUCAGGGUUGCCAAUGCUGUUUCUGAGAAGGGGAUUUAUAAGCAGAUUCCUGGCUGUUUUAACUUCCUCCGGAAAAAACUGUUUUUUAAAACUUAAUGAGGCUGGGGCGGCUCAUUGCCUCAAUGUCCUCCCCUAAACCUUCGUGGCCUGGACGUGGCUGAGGCCAGGACUGUCCUGCAAAGCCAGGUUUUUGGAACUGGGGCAGGCUGCCUCUUUCCCCUUCCGCGGCAGACGGGCUCCUAGCAGCUUCCGGGUUGGUGAGAGAUACAGAGCAGUGGAGAGAGAGGAACAGAGUGCUGUGGCUGCCACCUGGCCUCUUCAUCUGUGGUUAGGGACUGUGGCCUGUGACCCCCAGGUCCUCUCUAGAGCAGGGCUUCUCUGCUGCUGCACUGUUGACAUGUGGGGUCCCUGUCAUGGGACUGUCCUGUGUAUUGUAGGGUAUUUUGAGCCAUCUCUGGUCUCUACCUACAAGCUGCCAGGAGCACCCCGCCUGAGUUCUGCCAACCAGAAAUGUCUGCAGACAUUGUCACAUGUGCCCUAGGGGACAUAACAGCCCCCACUGGAGGACCACUGUCCGCAGUGGUCUGUGGCUCAGACACACCAGCAUCUCUCCUUCCCAGACCCACAGUCCAGCUGGCCCAGUGUGAACACCUGGAUCUGUGAGUUCGGUGAAGUUUCCAGAAGGAUUCAUUCUAACUUUAACGCAUUAUUUAUUCUUAAAAAAUAAACCUUGGGCCAAAGGAAGGGCUUCCUUUGGCCCGUGUCACCCCCCACUCCUGUUCUGUUCUUCCCUACAAAGCAGACCUUUGUAUUUUCUGAGCAUUUCUCCACGUCUUCUAAGAUCCCUGUCCCAGCCCAGGAGGUGACUUGCGGGAGUCCCCAGGAGCACCCACAGAUCAUCUCCUGUCUUGAAGGACCAUGGUUACCCUGCCGGAGACAGCUGGACAGAGCUCGGCUAUCCUGAGUCCCACCUCUGUCUCCCAGCGUCUUCCGCCCAGUGAACCUGUCCCCUGACGGCAGUGACUGCAGUGGUGGGAUGCUGGGCUUCCCUGGAGAAGGUGCUGCCCCUGGGGGUUUUAAAGCUGUCCCGACUUUUACUUAGCUUUCUUUUUUUUUCUGGUUUCAGUAUCUUUGCUUUAUGAACAUCCAUUUGAGCUCAGACGGUAGAGGUGCCAAGCUUUGUUUAUUUUUGAGCUGGGUUCUGACUUUGUAGCCUAGGCUGGCCUCAAAAUCUCCAUCCUGACUCCUCCUGAGCGCUGGGAUUACAGUGUGUACCACCACACCAGGCUCCUCCACAGGCUUUGUUUCCAGGACCCUGAGGUUAGGGUGUCUGGUUAAUAAUAAGACAGACUCGUACCAGGGUGUGAGUCAUAUAGUCACUUUAUUACUGCUUUCCUUGUGUGACAUUUCCAAGGUGGCAGUCCCAGGGCCAUCUUUGGUUAGUACUUUUGAAUCACCUGCAGGACACACAGGAGAAGGUGAGGUUAGCCUGAUGGCUGAGCAGUGAUUGAGUUCAGUGACUCUCAGGGAGAAGGGCGUGCUCACGGCUUUCCCUUCCUGUACAGAGGGGUCUUAGCCUGGAGCUCUGCUGGGGCUUCAGAACCAGAGUGUGAAUCUCUAGUGAGCACAUGACAAGUGUACAGGUGGGCGUGGCUUUGGAUGUCAUUUGUUCCUUUGUUUUUUCCAAGACAGGGUCUCACUACGUAGCUCUGGCUGUGCUGGAACUCAUUCUGUAGACCAGGCUGGCCUCGAACUCACAGAGCUGCCUGCCUCUGCCUCCCAAGUGCUGGGAUUGAAGAUGUGUGCCACCACACUGGGCUAAUUUGUUCCUUAAGAUUACUCUUUGAGGCACUAACAUAGUGUAUGGGUUGGGGGGAUGUCACUUGCUUUCCAAGACCAUUAGCAGGAUCAAAUACGUUUUUUGGGUGUAUCUUUUUUUUGAGAUGGGAGUUUCUUAUAGCCCAGGAUGGCCUCAACGUUGCUAUAUAGCCAGGGAUGACCUUGAAUUCCUGACCCUCUCACCUCCACCUGUGCUGGGAUUCCCCGUGCAUUCUAACAUACAGGCUCCCUCGCCCAGGGGAGCUGCUGCUUUCUAUAGCUCGGGCAUUCAGAGCUGCGUACAGGGAUCCUCGUCUAAGGUCGCUCACUGCAGCAGUGUGGGCAUUAAAAACAGAACACAGAUGAACCAUCCCUCCUGACAUUUGUGCUGUGGAUACCUCACAGCGGUUCAGAGUGACAGGUGACAGCUGAGUGCACUGAACAAGCAGACUGUGAUUGUGGAUUUUGGUUAGAAGACAAUACACACACCUAGUUGUGGCAUUUUAAUUUGUAAUCCUUUUGCCUCAGCCUGUAUUUUUUUUUUUUUCUGGGGUGAGGGGGCAGUUUUGAGAUAGGGUUUCUCUGUGUAACAGCCCAGGUUGUCCUGGAACUUGUUUUUGUAGACCAGGCUGAACUUGAACUCACAGAGAUCCACCUGCCUCUGCCUUUCAAGUGCUGGCAUUAAAGGCGUGCGCCACCAUUCCAGGCUAAGUGUUUUGAUUAUAGGUGGUGUACCACCAUGCUUGGCUACAUUAGGCUGGUUUUGUCUCAUGUAGCCCAGGUUAGCCUUAAAACAAUCCUCCUGCCUCUGCCUUCCAAGUACUGGGCAUCACAAACCUGCACCACCACGUCUGGCAGUACAGGGUUUUGUUUUGUUCUGUAUGUUGGUCUCAUCUACACAAAGCCCCGAAGAGCACAUAGCAUGUAAUUCACAGUGACUCCCUCUGUAGAAUGGGAACAAAGGUCAAAGCGAGAGGAUCUUCACUGCUUACUUAAUACACUCCUAUAUUCUUUUUAUAAACAGUAUUUUCAAUAAAGAAAUGUAUUCCUUUCUGAACAGAACAAUAAAGCUGUGAUUGCUGAAGCA